Molecule: messenger RNA, 3120 nt
Organism: Pan troglodytes (chimpanzee)
Lineage: Eukaryota; Metazoa; Chordata; Mammalia; Primates; Hominidae
Gene: MGP
Product: matrix Gla protein
Exons: 4
Coding region: 2561-2872 (103 amino acids)
Biological process (GO): regulation of bone mineralization
Cellular component (GO): extracellular region
Molecular function (GO): calcium ion binding
Source: RefSeq, a predicted model, not a curated record
UCCAUUCUUUUCUUCUGUCUUCUCUCAGAUGAGUCAAUCUUGGUCCUUUCUAAUGCAAAGCUCCCAUCCCUGCUUCAUGCUUUAGUCCAAGUCCUCAUCAUAAAAACAUAUGACUGGAGUUGGCAUUCACAAAGUUGUCUUUGAAAUGGGGAGUAAGGUGACAGAAGAGAAAAAGAAGGGCUCUGGAUUCUCAGACAUGUUAAUAAUUUUUACAUAUCAUAUAUAAAUGGGAUUUUGCAGAGACGAACCAGAAAUAGAUGGAGAGCAAUGGACAGGAAAGGCAGAUGAGGGACCGAAGAGACACAGCUCCCAAAAGAAAGUUAGCCUUACAAAAACCAAGACGAUAAAGAGAAAUGCUUAAGUUUAGGGAAUCCAGUGGAAGCAGUGAUUCAAGGUGAACAAAAGGUGAACCUUAAGUUGAAAUGAGAAGUGUAGGAUUUUCAAGUUUAGUUUCUGGGAGUGUAAAAAUAAACAAACAAUUGUGAUGUCAGAGACUGAAAGAUUAUAGUUGUCAUUUGAACUUGGGGAUAAAGGAGACAUCUAUGACUUGGCUGGAAAAGACAGAGCUAAUGUACAUUGCAAAGCACAUAUUUAUAGCAGGAAAAUGGGAAGAUUUCUCUUUAAUUCUAGAGAUGAAGUGGGGACGGGGAGAGUAGACUACUCAUUUUAAGGGUGAAACAUUGGAAUUCAACUUGUUUGAUGUUAUAUUAAUUGGUGGUUAAUUACUAAGCUAAGUACAUAUAAAACUUUUAUCUAUGGCUAGCUUGUCCCCCCAAAGUCAUGCAAUAUAGUGAACUGGCUUUCGCACUUUAAAUUAUUCAUUGAUCAUGUAAUGAUUCAGAUGAUUCAUCUUGCAAGAUGGACACUGAAACUAACACUCAUAGUAGGUUGUGGUUUAAGGAGUGGAACAACCGCCAAUCUCAUUAGUGGAAAUUGUGAUGGUUGAAUUUAUCAAGGAUGAACAUACACGGUCUUCUUUCUGAGAUUUUCUUUAAGAUUUUCUCACAGAUAAUCUAUUUCUUAGGUUUUGGAGAGAAAAUUUGAAUUUUAUUGAUCCCUCAGAACUCAAUCUUUCAGAUUUCAAAGGAGCUAUUUCUUUUAAUGGGGACUCUGUUAAUAUUUAUAAAAGCUCUUCACAGGAUGGAGGUUGGGAGGGAAACUCCAUCCCAACAAGACAAAAAGAAUGAAGCAUGAGGCUCCACCUAGUUCAUCACUGCUCCUUGAAAUACAUCAGUAUUGAAAGACACAUCCACCCCACCCCCAACCCAGCCCUAUUGCUGUUCCAGCUCAAGAGUCAGAGGUCCCGAAGCUGUAGCUCUUCUACAAUCUGCUGCUCUGUGACUCAAGUCUGUUGUCUGCAAAGAAAACUAUUGGGUUCCCAAGCAAGAGAGGCACAUCUGGUAGGACAGAUUUUGUGAUUGCAAAAGAAGGGGGAAGAAAAGAAAGAAAGAAAAGAGCUCUCUAUACAAGAUAACCAGAGGCAUCAAACUGAAAUCCUCCUGUGGAAAAUAAGCUAGUACUUCUGGGCCUGAUGGUGUAGUGAAAACCUGUGCUUGAGGAUACAUUACAGUGAAAGAGCAAAGUGAACAGUAAGUAGCUAUUACUUACCUCCUUAGGGAGGUGUGUUGUUUGCCUGUACAUCCCCCACAGCACCUAGCACAGUACCUUGCAUCUCACCUGCCACUCACUAAAAAGUCUAUCAAGUUAGUUAAUUAUCGAGACAACGCCCUCAGAAAUGAGAGAACAGUACCCUCUUAUCCUUGCUGCACUUUCCAGCACUGAUACGCUGCCUAAAAGAGGACUAGGGCACAGGUUUGAAUUAAUGUCACAAAACUGGAUGGGCAAGUUACAACGGUGUUGAUUAAGGAAACAGAACUCAUGGGGCACUGGAUAUCUCCAUCCUGAUGAACCCUUGGAAAAAUGCCAAAGAUGCAUAUCCCCAGGCAAAUGCCUGAUUAGUCUGGGAUUGAUAGAUUGGUCUAGGAUUCAGCCCUACUGGGAAGAUGUCUAAAUUAUAAUCAGUGUAGAAAGCGAAGUUCUCCUAGAAGAAGAGGCAAAGAUUAAAAAGAAGAAAAGAAAAGAAAGUGAAGUCCUUUCUCCCCCAAAACCUCUCAUCAAUCAAUCAGGGUAACAAACAGAACACUAGGGCUCUGUCUGUGGACCAAACCCAAAAGCCCUGUGGUCAGGGCCAGGAGGGUAGAUCAUGUGUUCGUGGCAACUUCCUCUGUGGGCUUUUGCCCAGGUCUGUCCCCAAGCAUACGAUGGCCAAAACUUCUGCACCAGAGCAGCAUCCUGUAUAGCACAGUCAGGUCCAGGAGUGAGGGAAAACUGCCCACUCAGAGUAGAUAAUAUCUGGAAGGAAUGACUGUUUGGGAAAAGUUCCAAUGCUAGUUCAGUGCCAACACUUCCCCACCUUCUCCAGCCCUCUCCCACUGGUUCCUCCCCUCUCAACUGCUCUGGUUCUUAUAAAAACCUCACAGCCUUUCACUAACAUCCCGUAGGAGCCUCUCUCCCUACUGCUGCUACACAAGACCCUGAGACUGACCUGCAGGAAGAAACUAUGAAGAGCCUGAUCCUUCUUGCCAUCCUGGCCGCCUUAGCGGUAGUAACUUUGUGUUAUGAAUCACAUGAAAGCAUGGAAUCUUAUGAACUUAAUCCCUUCAUUAACAGGAGACAUGCAAAUACCUUCAUAUCCCCUCAGCAGAGAUGGAGAGCUAAAGUCCAAGAGAGGAUCCGAGAACGCUCUAAGCCUGUCCACGAGCUCAAUAGGGAAGCCUGUGAUGACUACAGACUUUGCGAACGCUACGCCAUGGUUUAUGGAUACAAUGCUGCCUAUAAUCGCUACUUCAGGAAGCGCCGAGGGGCCAAAUGAGAUUGGGGAAAGAAAAAAAAUCUCUUUCUUUCUGGAGGCUGGCACCUGAUUUUGUAUCCCCUUGUAGCAGCAUUACUGAAAUACAUAGACUUAUAUACAAUGCUUGUUUCCUGUAUAUUCUCUUGUCUGGCUGCACCCCUUUUUCCCGCCCCCAGAUUGAUAAGUAAUGAAAGUGCACUGCAGUGAGGGUCAAAGGAGAGUCAACAUAUGUGAUUGUUCCAUAAUAAACUUCUGGUGUGAUACUUUCA